Messenger RNA from Papaver somniferum (opium poppy), 522 nucleotides. RefSeq lists its product as uncharacterized. The transcript has a single exon. The record is from RefSeq and is a predicted model, not a curated record. Gene Ontology annotation, molecular function: nucleic acid binding; RNA-DNA hybrid ribonuclease activity. Bases 1 to 522 code for a protein of 173 amino acids. NCBI's taxonomy places the organism in Eukaryota, Viridiplantae, Streptophyta, Magnoliopsida, Ranunculales, Papaveraceae.
AUGCAGUCCCUUGUUCCUCUGCAGCAACUUGAGUUACCGGUAUGGUCUCCACCUCCUGGAACGCAUAUUAAGAUCAAUGUGGAUGCCGCUCUCUCCGGUGACAAGUCCUUUGCCGCUGCAGUGGCUAGAAAUAACCAUGGAGAAUUUGUUGGCGCUGGUACUAUUCCCAUAAACACAACCUUCCCUUUAGUUGCUGAAACCCAUGGCUCUCUGCUGGCAAUUCAAUUGGCUGGUAGACUUAAUGCUCUUGAAGAGAUCGUGGAAGGUGACUGUCAAACGGUGGUCAUGAUCUUGCAGAAAAAGACCACCUCAGUCCCAUGGAGAAUCUCUCAUCUUAUUGAUGAAAUCAACAAGAAGGCUGCCUCCUUAAACUCAGUUGAGUUUCAAUUUGUUCCAAAAAGAGUCAACAAUGUGGCUCAUGAUCUCGCAAAGUUUGCAACUCGUCAAAAUGUCCAAGAUUUGUGGACAUCUUCUCAACCCCCUGACUGUUUUCUUCCUCUGUUAGCUUCUAGCAGUUCUUAA